CAUAUUUGUAGCUUCGUUUCUAAUUUAUUAAAAGAAAUUCGGAAUUUUAAACUAAGAGGACUAUGAAUUACUCCCUCCGUUUCAUAUUAAGUGUCGUUUUAGAGAAUUUUUUUCGUUACAAAAUAAGUGUUGUUUUCGAUUUUCAAUGCAAAAUUUAUUAAUUUUAUGCAAAAUUUAUUUUUCUAUUGGUUGAAAUAUGGUUAGGUGUAUAGUUAAUAGUGUUUUUUAUAGGAAUUAUACAAAAUUAAUUGUUUCUUUAGUCCGUGUGCUGAAACCUAAAACGACACACUUAUAAUGAAACAGAGGGACUAUUAUAGCUUCCCACCAGACCGAAUCUAAAAAGUCCACUUAUCAGUUAUCACUUAUAGCUUAUCAGUUCUCAGUUAUAAGUAAAGAGAGAGUUGUCCAAAGCAAAGUUGAAAAAGUCCACUUAUCAGUUAUCACUUGCAACUUAUCAGUUCUCAGUUAUAAGGAAAGAGACAGUUGGUUGGGAGGUUGAGACUACCUAACUUAUAUCCAUUACGAUGUUGGGUAAGUUUUGAUAGCUUGGAGCUCAAGACAUCCUUUAAUAAGUUGGUUAACGAUAAGAUAAGCUUGUCAUAAUCUUAGUAGUAUUAGAAUUUAGAAGUUAUCUAUUACUAAUAGGAAAAGGAAAUUUACUCUACUAUAUAUAUACAUGUCUAGAUGUGGCAUUGACAUAACGAUUAGAGAAGUUUAGUUUUGAGCAUAGUUUUCUAAACAUUCAAUAAAGAGAGCAAGUAUUCGAGUGUGUUUUUCGAGCUACUUUAUACGAGAUGUCCGAUCUUCCAAGGGAGAUGGAGGAGGAGGUGCUCUCUAGGCUUCCGGUGACGUCUCUUAGAGACUUGCGAUCAACCUGCAAAACUUGGAACACUUUAACGAAAAGCGAGAGCUUUUUAAAUAGACACGUCUUUGAAGAAGAAGAAGAAGCACCAGCAAAGAAGAAGCGGAGGAAGUUGGUGAUGAUGCAGGAGCAUAGAGUUUACUUGAUGAACGUCGAUCUCCUCUAUCCAUCUAUAGAGCGUAUAGGUAAUCUCAACGCAGAUGGAAUCGACAUAUCUAAUAUCUUUCACUGCGACGGUUUAUUCUUAUGCACCACCAAAGACACUAGGCUUGUUGUCUGGAACCCUUAUCUGGGACAGACAAGGUGGAUCGAACCCAGAACUUCUUACCACAGAUGGGACAGGUAUGCUCUCGGACACGAGAAGAAGAAAAGGCACAAAGUCUUGAGAUUUGUGAAUGACUACGACCCGAGUGUGAAGCACAGAGUUUGCGAGUUUGAGAUCUUCAGUUUAGACUCUAAUUCAUGGAGGGUCAUUGAUGAUGAUUUGACUCCGGACUGUACUGUUUCUUUUCUUCACCGUGGUUUGUCUCUGAAGGGCAACACUUACUGGUACGCUCAAGAGAAGCUCGAUUUAAACGGUCCACCAGAGAUUAAAGAGCUCCCUGAUUUCCUCCUCUGUUUUGAUUUUACAACGGAGAGGUUUGGUCCGCGUCUUCCUCUGCCUUUCAACGCUUUCUUCGGAGACAUUGUGACUCUUUCUAGUGUUGGAGAAGAGCAGCUUGCGGUGCUAUUGCAGAGAUGCACGUCACCUGCAUUCACUGUCAAUAUAUGGAUUACUAGUAAGAUUGAGCCCAAUGCAGUCUCGUGGAGAAACGUGUUCUUAUCUGUUGAUAUGAAACCACUCAUUGGUACUCUGUUUUCGAUGUUCGGUGGGAGUUUCUUCGUUGACGAGGAGAAGAAGGUGGCUGUGGUUCUUGAUAAAGACCGUGCUAAAUCGUUCCCCCCCACACGCAACAUUGCUUGCAUCAUUGGAAACAAUGGAUACUUUAAACAAGUGGAUCUUGGUGAAUCUAUAGGCAAAUGGUGUUACUCAAUUGUGUGCCCGUAUGUUCCAAGCUCGUUGCAAAUCACUAGGCAACUAGAGGAACACACACCCUAAUCCAUUAAAUUUGUAUUCUCUUGUUUAUUUACUCUAGGUCUCAUCUUAGACUCCAUUAAUUUGUAUCUCUGACUAAUGUCGGUUUCUUCUUUUAUCUGAGACCUAUUGAUUUGUAGACAAUUGUUGGUUUCUCGACAUAUCUGAUGUCCAAAACAUAGCAAAUCAAAGCAAUUUUUCCUUGAAAGCUUCUUAAUUAGCUGAAAAGAAAAGAGUAUCACUGCUCUCUUUAACUAUUCUUUAACCUCUUAUAUAUAUAUAUAUGUAUAUUCUACUGUCAUGAUUUGCCCUGUCUGUGUUUGGUGGUUGAGCCAAGAACUCAAUUUUGGACAAACACUGCUUCCAGUUCCAGGGUUGAUUAAGUUUUGGAGGACAAAGCUAAAUGCAAGUUGCUAAUCGCUACAACAAUCCAUUAUUGACAAAAAAAGGUUUUCUAAAAAAAAAAAACGGACUUUAACUCAGUAUACCCUUCUUGGAAUUACUACUAUUAGAGACUACUAAGUAUAAUUAGAAUAUUAAAUUUAUAUAUAUAACGGCCGAACGUUUUACAAGAAUACUUUUUAAAUUAUUAUUUUAACAUGUGCUAUGCGUACAUGUUUUACAUGAAUGCUUUUAUAUUUUUAUUUUAACAUGAACAAAACAAAACAAAUUUUAUAAAACAUAAAAAUAUUUUAAAAAUUAUAUAUAAGAAGAUAAAUGUUUUAAAACUUUUAAAUUAUUUGUAAAUGCUGGAUGGUGUAAUGUGAUAUAUUACCUCAACUUAAUAUUUACUGACAAACAAAAUGUGUUUGUAGAAAGAAAAAAAAGAAGAUUCUUAAACUUUAAUCCUACAUUUUACUUACAAAAUACUCAUGGCUAGUUUAGUUACUGAAUAAAUAGUUCGUAGCAAAUUUGCUUUCACUUGCCAUGAAAAACCUCAGAAAUAUGUGCUUAGUGUGUACCUGCCACAUGUUAAAAUUAUAUAUUAGCAAGUUUAUAAAACGUAACUGAGAAAUACAUAGCUCAAUUGGUGUGUUUAUUUCCUUUCCCCCUUUAACCGAGUCACCUGGGUUCAAAACUCUCUCUGCUACCUGUUUUCCCCUUUAUUUUAGUUUUAAUCUGGGCCAAGCCCAAUUAUGACACUCCUUAAAACUUAUCUUGGGUCCGCCACUGUGCAUAGGGCCUGCAUUGGAAGCCAUCUCCUCAAGAAAGACAGUACGAUCAUAAAUAAUGGUGUAGAACUCUACAAAAAAUACGAUCACUCCUCCAUGUUGUCAACCUCUUUGGUACCAAACUCUGUUUUUUUCUGAACAAGUUGCAUGAAGCGCAUAGAUAAAAUAGAAUUUGAGAAUGGAGCAUCAUCUUCUUAAAACACUUGAAUCUCAAGGACACAGUACUACUACCAUUUGAAGAAUGAUAAACUCAAAGUUGAGAAUGGAGCAUCUGAUAGAUCCAAGAAGGUUUAUUAUCGUAAGAGAAGAGGAAAGGAGAGAGUGGGAGAACUAGAGUUGGAGGAAGAGUGUUGAGAAGUCAAGAAGUAUUAUGAAUAAGAAGAGAAGGGAGUAACUUCUAUCUGAAGAAGAGUCUUUGCAGUUACAGAAGAGUAGUAUAAAUAGAGUUGUAAUUGAAGAAGUGUCAUUCAUGCUUUUGUGGUAGUUUGUUAUAGACGUCAUGAGUCUGUACAUUCCGAUCGUUAUGAGAUCGGUGAUUUAGAGUGAAGCUCGUCAUGAGAGUGUAACUCGAGAUCGACUACAAAGCUAUACACAUUUGUACUUAGUUAUUCAAUACAGAGUUUGUUAUAUUACGAGAGAAUAGAUCUAAGGUCUAUCAGCAUCAUCUUCUUAAGAUAUCUGCUUGGCGGACAAAAGAUGUUAACAUUAUAUUACAAAAGAGAAAGAAAGCAAUGCUAGUGUACUCCAGAAACAAUCCAUAUCUUUCACCAAAGUUGAGGACAAAAAGACAAAAAACAAUAAUGCUUAUUUCCUUAAAUGACUCGUAGAGAAACAUUGUCAAAUUUAAGUAGAAAAAUUUCAAGCUUCAUCUCCGGCAAGCUUGCAUCGUCUCCGGACGUCUUCUUCUUCUUCAUCCUCUAUGACCCAACUGGAUCUAAGCAAGUGACGGUGAAUUUCCUCUUCUUUUUGGACGGCAGAGAAGCAGAGAUGGGUUCGCAAAUGACGAAAGAGAAGGAGAAGCAGGACAGCGAAAGAAAGUUAGGAGGAAGAGGAAGAAUGUCGUUUUCAGUCGCAUGAGAGAGAACUAGUCGAGACUGGAAAAAUUAGAGAAGAUGUAAAACUGCGUCGUUUAGAAGUUAGGUUUAAAAUCGGGGUUUGAUCCGGUUGGAUUUGGGUGGGUCGGGUAGAAUUGGUUGGAUCAUGGUAAUAAACUGAUUUCAUUAAGGCACCGAUGUCUUUAACCAUGUUUUGCAUUUAAAAAAAAAAUAAAAAAAUAAAAUAUUUUUUAUUAGUGGGAUAAAAUAGAAUUUUUGAAGAGAGGGCGGGGUAUAUUGAGUUAAAGUCCGCUUUUUUCAAGUUUACCCUCCAAAUGGAGGAAAAUAAGCCAAGGCCAAGAGUUAUGCCUAUCAUCUGCUCGAUAAAAUGCUCCUGAGAAGAAAAGAUUGAAGAUAAACAAUAAGAAGAAGAAGAAGAAGAGAUGGAAAGCAUCUGGAGGGAUUUUGAGACGUGUGGAGAAAAAUCUGGGCUCUUGACAGGAGAAACGACAGUCUAUGAGUGAAGAGGUCUCUCUUGGGUUACAUAACUCAAAGAGAAAGGAAGAGCACAAUGAGGCUGAGAUGGAUAGGUGUGCAGGACUAGUGCUCGAUGAAAUGCAUCUGAAAAGUAAGAGAGUGAAGAGACCGACCUUUACCAAUUUAUAGCGGAUUGAAAGGCACAGCUGAGGACGUUAAGACCUUAACGGAAAGGCCUGGGUUGCAGCUGGAAGAUGUAUUUAAAAGCCAGCGAAAAAGAGUAAUCAAGCGGUGGGAAAGUUUUCCAACAAAAGAAGGCUGUUGAGAUUCAUAGAGAAGAAGAAGGGGAGAACGAAGAUGAACAAAAAGUAUGGAAGACUUUCAUAAGCCAGGGUGUGGGAAGCUGGCUGUGGGCUAUUAGCAUUGAAGCAUCCUGCCAAAUGGAAGAAACUGAGCCAAGCACAGGUACCAAAAUACAACAACAAAGGGAGGGUGAUUAAUAGGAUCACUGCGGUGAGGAUGUGGUUUAUGUUGAAGGCUGCAACGAGGAGUAAAGAAGUUAUGUUCUGUUACGAUGCAUCUUGGUGGAAACGACGAGAUCAGAGGUGAUGAACAACAUAUACAUGGCGGUAGGAAAGCAAAGGCAAGAAGAAGCCUCAAUUCUCAGUUCAGGUGGACAUGGUAUUGCUACUAGUCCCAAAAGAGGCUGGAUAUCUCAAACCUUCACCAGUGAAUGUGGUAUCUUCUGUGAACCAGAUAAUCAUAAAGGUGGGAUUAGAGGCAGAACCAGAAGUCGCUUUAAGGCCCAGAGUUAACACUAAUUUGGACAGAGAGAUGUUUGUGCUGUAUGCAAGUUGUGUUGGGGACACUGAUACUAAUGUUGUGAGCAGUUUGGUGGAUGCACGUGUGAAAAGAAAUGAUAUAAGUCUAGGAGGUGGAAGUACAAACCAGGGAAAAUGCAGCUCUCGUUGCAAGUGUUUCUGGUCGAAAGAGUUGGUACAGAACGUGAAACAAAGAGUGGGGAUGAAGGAGGGAAAUUCAAUCACGUGAUAAUGAGUGCCAGUGUCUUUGUCUCAGAAGUUGGACAUCACAUGUAUAAGUCUGGUACUGCAGUGGCUUGAGAACACAAGACCUCAGAUGCCAUCAUUUGCAUUGUGGGUUCCAGAGUUUUAUGUCUCUGCAUUCCUAACAGUCACUCAGUCGGAAGAGAUUAUCACAGAAGCGGACGGGGACCACGAGCUGAAGUAGGGGGUCACACACAUCAUGCAGAAAGGAGUUCAUAAUGACACAAAUAGCCACUGUCGAGUUAUGUGGCUUCUUUGGUUCAGUGUUUUUGGUGAGGGAAGAUGAUGUUAUCAGAAUUUUCAACCUCGAGAAGAAGGGUACUUGGUACACAAGGAGGAGUUUGAUUAGAAAAUACAGUCUUGCGCUGAAAAACAGGUGUGGGAGCCGGGAGUAAUCAUUGAGAGACGGAUUGGCAAGAACACAGGAAACAGAAACUUUAGGUGCAGUAAAGGCGUUUCGAACAAGGGGAAGAAAGCUGGAGUAGCUGUUGUGUUAAAUCUAGGGAAUCAACCUCAAAGGAAAACCCUUUUGCUUUACUAAUCCUCUUCGGGAUGUUUCAUUUCACAAGAGCUCUCAUGCAACAUCUUAGAGCGCUGGGUUUGGGUAUUCUAUUGUAAUUCCUUUUUUGAUCAAUACAACAACUUUUGUUCCCUUUUCAUACUUCUUUUUACAAGUUUGAACAGUAAAGUGUAUCAUUCUUCUUCUUGUCCUUCUCCAUCUUCUUCUUCAACUUCUUCUUGUCCUUCCUCCAA
Messenger RNA from Brassica napus (rape), 6437 nucleotides. Its product is annotated as F-box/kelch-repeat protein At3g16740. Gene Ontology annotation, molecular function: protein binding. NCBI's taxonomy places the organism in Eukaryota, Viridiplantae, Streptophyta, Magnoliopsida, Brassicales, Brassicaceae. The transcript has a single exon. The record is from RefSeq and is a predicted model, not a curated record. The coding region runs from base 795 to 1961 and encodes 388 amino acids.